Electrophorus electricus (electric eel) is the source of this 1068-nucleotide messenger RNA. RefSeq names its product nuclear receptor subfamily 0, group B, member 2b (gene nr0b2b). Gene Ontology annotation, molecular function: transcription corepressor activity; transcription factor binding. Lineage: Eukaryota; Metazoa; Chordata; Actinopteri; Gymnotiformes; Gymnotidae. Gene Ontology annotation, cellular component: nucleus; cytoplasm. Gene Ontology annotation, biological process: negative regulation of transcription by RNA polymerase II; circadian rhythm. The record is from RefSeq and is a predicted model, not a curated record.
AUGUAUUCACCUCAGGAAAAUAAACGAGACUGUUACUGUACUGAAUUCAGGGAUCGGCAUCCUCAUGCCAUCCUUUUCAACAUUCUCAACCGCAAAGACAGCUGUGGUCUAGGACACGACAACUGGGAUUAUUCUGGGAUGCACAAUUGUCACUGCGAGCAACGGAAACUAGUGUGCUUGAGGAACUCAGCGAGUACGUGCCAAGCAGCAUCUGAAGUGCUGGUAAAAACCAUUCAUUUUAUGAAAAGCCUACCUUCCUUCCACCACCUACCAUGCAUCGAUCAGCUCUUGCUUCUUCAGAGCUGCUGGGCACCACUUUUUGUCCUGGGCCUGGCACAAGAGCACAUGGUGUUCGAGGUAACAGACAUACCCACAGCUAGCAUCCUCCGAAACCUCCUGCUGAACCACCAAAAGAGAACCAACGAGCAGGAGACAGAUGACUCUCCAACCACCUUACAAGCUGUGCAUAACCUGAAUUCCUGCUUGAACAAACUAUGGAGCCUUGAUCUCACUGCUAAGGAGUAUGCAUAUCUCAAAGGUGCAAUAUUAUUCAAUCCAGAUGUAUCUGGUCUAAUGAGCUGCAAGCACAUUGAGGGGCUUCAGAAGGAGUCUCAGCGAGUUCUGCAUGAAGUCAUCCAGACUCUUCAUCCAAACGACCAUGGUCGAUUCACUUGCGUCCUGCUUACAGCGUCUUCUCUAAGGACAGUGGCCCAAAGUUUUGUGACAGAACUAUUUUUCAGGCCUGUCAUUGGCCAAACAGACCUUCUAGAACUACUGACUGAAAUUCUCUUCAGCUAAUAGGAAUUUCUGACCUGUUUGAAGUGGAUGAUUUUAUUUGGUUUAUACUUCCGUUACUGUAUUUAGGUAUUUGUUUGUCAAUUUUUACAGACGUUAAAUACAUUUUGAGUGACGUUGUCUACUUUAUACUCUACUGUCUUUCUUCUAUAUUACUCCAGUUACAUUUGCAUUUUAUUGGACAAGUAAAGGAAAAAAUAUUUAGUAAAACAUUUUUGGAUAUAGAUUUUAAUACUCAAUACUGUCUGUGAGAAAUAACAGUUGAACUGUCAC